AUGAAGAAACUAGUGGCCUUGUUUCUUGUCUUGUGUGCGUUACUGAGCGUGAGCCACUGCUCGGAGUCGGAAGGUGACGUCAUCGUGAAAGACGGACACCGUGUUGUUGUGGUGGAGUAUGACGGAGACGGCAAAACCAGCACUAGAGUCUUAAUUUCACCGCCGGGAAAAGGAGGGGAAGGAGUAGAAGAGAAGAGAAAUGACGAAAGAGAAGUGUUUAGAGAUGUGAAAAAGAAAGUGAUGGAAACGGCGUCGUCUCUUCCAGUUAUGGCCCAAGUAGAGGAGGAGCGUGAACACCACGCGUCGCCAGGAGAGCUCAUAUGCGACGCGAUCGGCAAGUGUAAGCACAAGAUGGCGAGUGUGUUGGGGAGAGUCAACAACGAUGAUGUUUCUGAAACUCCCAGAGAGACUGUCGCACGUGCGGCACGUGACGUAGAGGAAACUGUGGCUCAUGAGGCUCAACGUACCAAAGAGAAGGUCGCAGGAAGAGCCCAAGAAGCUAAUGAAAGGGUGACAAAGAAGGCCCAAAAGGCCCAAAACGUUUGGGGAAAGUCGAAGAUCACGGUGAGGCGGAUAGGGACGGCUGUUGCCGAGGCGCUGAAGCUGACGAAGGUUGGGAGCGUGGUGAGUCUGAUAGGGAUCGCGGCGGCGUACGGGAUGUGCGUGUGGGUGACGAUCAUAUCGAGGUACGUGUUGACUUCUGUGCUUGGGAGGCAGCAAUGUGGUGUGGUGCAGAGCAAGGUGUAUCCGGUUUACUUCAAGGCGAUCUCUGUAGGGAUUCUUGUUGGGUUGCUAGGACACGUCAUCAGCCGACGCCGGAAGGUUUUUACCGUCGCGGUGGAGAUGUGGCAGGCCGUGAACCUCUUGUGUUCGAUCCUGAUGGUUGAAGCUAAUGCGUCAUUUGUUGAGCCACGAGCCAUCAAGGCAAUGUUUGAGCGGAUAAAAGUGGAAAAGGAAGAAGGAAGAGGACUUGACACGUCAGAGUCACAGGCCAGUGAAGCAGCGGUUCGAACCAGUGGUAAGAAGGUUAGACAGAAGACGGGUGAGGGUGCAGUGAAUUGUAAACUGACGAAGCUGAACGAGAGGCUGAGUAGGUUAAAUGCGUACUCCAUGCGACUAAAUUUACUGACUCUUAUGUCUCUCACUUGGCACUUUGUGUAUCUCGGCCAUCGACUCAGCCUCAUUUAUUGA
Molecule: messenger RNA, 1191 nt
Organism: Microthlaspi erraticum
Lineage: Eukaryota; Viridiplantae; Streptophyta; Magnoliopsida; Brassicales; Brassicaceae
Source: the annotation of a GenBank genome assembly